Botrytis porri is the source of this 394-nucleotide messenger RNA. RefSeq lists its product as uncharacterized. The transcript is spliced from 3 exons. The coding region runs from base 1 to 282 and encodes 93 amino acids. The record is from RefSeq and is a predicted model, not a curated record. Gene Ontology annotation, molecular function: DNA binding; protein dimerization activity. NCBI's taxonomy places the organism in Eukaryota, Fungi, Ascomycota, Leotiomycetes, Helotiales, Sclerotiniaceae.
AUGAUCAAAAUAUUAUCAAAUACAACAAAACGACGAAGUGAGAGAUUGAGAAGACGAAAGACAACUCUUUUCAAGAAGGCAUUUGAUCUAGGUAGAGAUUAUGAUGUGGAUGUUGCGGUUAUUAUACGUCAACAUGGAAGAUAUUAUACAUUUAGAUCUAUGGAUAACUUAUCAUGGCCACCAUCAAUGAAUGAAAUUGAAACUUCAUAUCCGCUUCCAAAAAAUAUGCUGCCACGAGAUAUUCAGAACAAGACAUUCAACAGCGGAAGACACAUUUCAUGAUGCUGAAAUUAUAAUGGUCUCGCAAUUAUUGGUUGAAAGACAGGGAAGCCAAAUAUUUGUUAGGCUUAAUCUUUUGUUUGAAAAGGAAAAAGUGACAGCAUCUUGUCUUGAG